Molecule: messenger RNA, 1545 nt
Organism: Fusarium coffeatum
Lineage: Eukaryota; Fungi; Ascomycota; Sordariomycetes; Hypocreales; Nectriaceae
Exons: 1
Coding region: 1-1545 (514 amino acids)
Biological process (GO): mRNA splicing, via spliceosome
Cellular component (GO): nucleus; spliceosomal complex
Molecular function (GO): zinc ion binding; RNA binding
Source: RefSeq, a predicted model, not a curated record
AUGCUCGUCCUUGAAGAGCAGCGUUACAUCCAUGAGGAUCUAGAGCGUCUUGAACAAGGAAUCGCUGAUCGCAUUCGCGAUGAGCCCAGACAUGUGAGCAUCUCCAAUUCUUUACAGAUUCGUCCGCUAACAGUUCAGAUUCGUGAUCGCCUCAACAGAGAUCAUGAGAUUUCCCAAUUACUAGACCAGAUCCAAGUUCAAUCUGGUACCCUUCUCGACAUCUACAAAGACGAAAACGGAGUCCGAGCACAAGAGAUUCAACAGAUCGGUACUGGCGACCCAUUCGCAGAGUUCUACAAGCAGCUCAAGGAUGUGCGCGAGCAUCACGAGAGAUAUCCUCACGAACAAGCGGAAAACUCGGAGCAGCGAUACAAGGUCAGGAAAUCCGAUGGAGAGCCCAUGCCUUCUAUUGUGGACUCGCUGUUCUCUGGAGAGGAAGCCUACGGACGAUUCUUCGAUCUCAACGAAUGUCACGAAGCGUACCUGAACCUUCCUAAUGUCCGACGACUCACAUAUCUUCAAUACCUCGAGAACUUCGACAACUUUUCUUCAGCGCAUGGCGGUGUCACACGACCGCACAAGUUGACGGAUCAGUACUUUAAGUAUGUCGGCCAACUAGCAGACUACCUCGAGAGCUUCAUGCGACGAACACGGCCGCUGGAAAAUGUGGACAAGGUUCUCGCUUCUUUCGAUGACGAGUUUGAAACAGCAUGGGAGAAGGAUGAGAUUCAAGGUUGGGAGAAAGAUGCGGCUUCGAUGAAUGGUACCGCCAAGGAGGCCAGUACACCGGAUGCUGUAUGGUGUGAAGAUUGCGAAAAGGAAUUCAAGAACGAGAACGUCUUUAAGAACCAUCUUACAGGACGAAAACACUUGAAGGCGGCAGAGCAAAGGAAACAGCGUCAAGACUCGACUCCUACCACCGACGCAAACACCUCUUCGGCAACACGACUAAAAGAGCGCGCGGUGGCAGUCCGAGAGUAUAGAGUAAAGCGACUAGCCAGCGCCAUGAGCACCGAGCGAAGCGACACCAAAGUCAACGUGGAGCGCAAGCAAGGCAUGACAGAGCGCGAGCGAGCCCAAGAACUCGAAAACAUCUUCAACAACGACGAAACACCCCAAGAGACACAAGAAGAAGGCGAAGGCGAAGACGAGGACGGCGAAGAGCGAAUCUACAACCCCCUCAAGCUCCCUCUCGCCUGGGACGGCAAACCCAUUCCCUUCUGGCUAUACCGCCUCCACGGCCUGGGCGUCGAAUUUCCCUGCGAGAUUUGCGGAAACUUUGUAUACAUGGGCCGACGUGCGUUCGACAAGCACUUUAACGAAGCGCGACACAUUUACGGACUCAAGUGUCUGGGAAUCACCAACACGACGCUGUUCAGGGACAUUACUGGUAUCGCGGAGGCGUUGUCGCUUUGGGAGAAGAUUCAGAAGGAGAAGAAGAGGACUACGGUUGAUGAGGGGAGUGUGGUGCAGAUGGAGGAUGGAGAGGGCAAUGUUAUGCCUGAGAAGGUUUACUAUGAUUUGCAGAAGCAGGGUUUGCUGUAG